ACAUAUUUUAGUCGGCAGCGAACGCUUGAGUGAAUUUGUCGUCUUAUCCGCGCAGUUUGUGUGAAAAACAAGUGAUACUAAUUUAGUACUGACUUUUCAAUGUGGAUCUUUAUUGCAAUACUAAUUGGACUGCUAGGCGUUUAUGCUUUUAGACUACGCAAAGACUAUGUGCUCCUAGCAUUAUGUCGUAGAUUCAAAACCAUUGAUGGCGGACCCUUGGACAAAACUGUGGCUACUGGAAAGGGCACAACUAUUUUUGGCAACACUUUUGAUACUCUCGGAAUGACCUCAGAGCAAUUGUUUUAUUAUUCUCGUGAUUAUGCUAAGGAACUGAAGCGAAGCUACGUUCAAUAUGUCUUUGGGUUCCCAAUUUACAAUAUUAUUGAUGCUGACGAUGCGGAACUUAUUUUAAAUGAUAAUAACUUGAUUACCAAAGGAGAUAUGUACCGGUUUCUGCAGCCCUUUCUGAAAACGGGUUUAUUAACAAGUACUGGACAGUAUUGGCAUGGCAGGCGGAAAUUAUUGACUCCAGCAUUUCAUUUCAAAAUACUGGAACAGUUCCUAGAUGUAUUUAAACAGGAGAGCGUUAAGGUUCUAGACCUUAUUCAGAAUAUGUUAGAUGCUACAGAUGGCCCUUGUCAGAUUAAUUUAAAUGACAUAAUACCGCGAUUCACGCUCAACAGCAUUUGCGAGACGGCGCUGGGCGUCAAACUGGACGAUUGUUCGGAUGGUGAUGAAUAUCGAAGUAACAUCACAAUAGCGGAGCAUAGUUUUAUAAAAAGAGUUAUUAACCCUCUGAUGUCCAGCGAUGCUUUAUACAAUCGUUAUGGAGAUGGUGUCAAGGAUAUUCCUACCCUUAAUAAACUACAUUCCUUCUCAAGCAGUAUCAUUGAAAAACGAAGGCAAAAUUUCAAUGAAGACAACCUAAAGGAAAUAGACGACAUUGAAUCAAGGUACUUGAACACUAAACAACGAUACGCUAUGCUAGACACAAUGUUGAUGGCUGAGAAAGAAGGACUUAUCGAUCACGCUGGCAUUUGCGAAGAAGUUGACACCUUUAUGUUCGAGGGUUUCGAUACCACAUCUAUGAAUCUCAUACUAACUCUUGCUUAUUUAGCAAAUCAUCCACAAUGGCAGCAACGCUGCUUUGAGGAGAUUUCUGAACUAAUACCAAGCAAAGAUCUCAGUGAGUUGGAUAAUCGCACCCUUUCGCAAAUGAAAUUUUUAGAAUGUGCCAUCAAAGAAACACAAAGGCUUUGUCCCUCGGUGCCCGGCAUGAUGCGAGAGUGCCAUGAAGAAACGAAAUUGGCUAAUAAUUUGAUUAUGCCGAAGGGCACCCAGAUUAUCGUGCAUAUAUUCGACAUACACCGCAAUCCCCAAUACUUUGAGAACCCAGAUGAAUGGAUUCCUUCUCGAUUCCUUCCAGAAAACUCCGAGCACAGACAUCCGUUUGCAUUUAUACCAUUUAGCGCAGGACGUCGCAAUUGUAUUGGACAAAAAUUUGCUAUGCUGGAAGUGAAAACUUUGCUGGUUCACAUAUUGCGAAAUUUUGAAAUAUUGCCCGUAAGUAACCCAAGAGAAUUCAAGUUCUUAGCAGGCAUUUUAAUCAGAACCAAAUCUGAUGUGUUCAUUAAGAUUGUGAAACGUCAAGCUGAAUACACAGUAAACAGUAUAUAAUUUCAGUGGCAUA
Drosophila nasuta is the source of this 1690-nucleotide messenger RNA. Its product is annotated as putative cytochrome P450 4p3. NCBI's taxonomy places the organism in Eukaryota, Metazoa, Arthropoda, Insecta, Diptera, Drosophilidae. Bases 100 to 1677 code for a protein of 525 amino acids. Gene Ontology annotation, molecular function: oxidoreductase activity, acting on paired donors, with incorporation or reduction of molecular oxygen; heme binding; monooxygenase activity. The record is from RefSeq and is a predicted model, not a curated record. The transcript has 7 exons.